AUGAGUCAAGCAACAGAGGAUGUUCAGGAACAAGAACAUGAUGACAAUGAGGCGAAGGUGAGUGAAAGAGGUACUUUACAGGAGUUGUUGAUGUCUGGAUAUACACAUGCUGAUGCAAUGGCUACUAUGAAAGAGAUUGAAGAAAAAGAGGCUAAGGAAGGAGGUGAAGAUAGAGAGGUUGAAGAAGAAGAAGUUGAAGGUAUACAGGUUGAGCAAGAAGAAGUUGAAGGCAUACUGGUUGAGGAAGAAGGAUUUGAAGAGACAGAGGUUGGAACAACAGUCCUACCCUCUAGAAGAAGUUAUGGUGCUUACAAUUUCCAUUGGGAGAAAAAGAGGAAACCCUCUGAAAGAAUUAGGAAGUUGAAGCUCAGGAAAAUGGUUAAAGAUGUUGAUGGUGGUGGUUCCUCCAAAACCCAUUGGGUUUUAGAGUAA
This is a messenger RNA of Lactuca saligna, 432 nucleotides long. Lineage: Eukaryota; Viridiplantae; Streptophyta; Magnoliopsida; Asterales; Asteraceae. The record is from the annotation of a GenBank genome assembly.